This is a messenger RNA of Trichoplusia ni (cabbage looper), 1224 nucleotides long. RefSeq lists its product as uncharacterized. NCBI's taxonomy places the organism in Eukaryota, Metazoa, Arthropoda, Insecta, Lepidoptera, Noctuidae. Bases 330 to 1097 code for a protein of 255 amino acids. The transcript is spliced from 5 exons. The record is from RefSeq and is a predicted model, not a curated record.
GAAAAGCUUAUAUUAUUAUUCAUUGCUGAAGUCCAAUAUUAAUAUUACCAAGCAAAAAAUGCGUUAUAUCUAUGUAACCAUACGAUGCGAAAUAUUUCGGAAAAGAUCGCAUUGUCUUCUGAAACUUACUACGUAGACAAACUUAUUUCAAACUUAAAAACAAUACCGUAGUCAUAUUUAAUUAAAAAUAGAAUACAAAUGACAUUAUAUCUGUCAGUGUGAUGUGACGAACAAUAUUUAUUCCGCGCAUAACAUUUUAUUUAUAUUUUAAUAUAAAAAUUCCGUUGUUUUAUAAUGAAAACGCACUAGCUAAUACAACAUACGUAAAUAUGGAGCCACCAAAGAGCGAUGCGCCUAAACUGCCCGACAUGGUCAUGUGCGGCGAUCAUCCGUCUUUUACAAAGACGGAGCUUAACGCCAAACUAGACAUAAAGAUGGAUGAAAAGGACAAGGAUAAGGCUAAAGACAAGGCCAUGUCUUAUGCAAAGAUAACGCCUACGCCAUCGGUGGGGUCCCGCACGCGCGCCACGUCGGAGCACGCGCUGCGGCUGGUGGAGGCGCGGCGCCGCGUGCGCUCGCUGGAGGUCGUGCAGCGCCCCGACGUGGACGUGGCCGCCUCCGGGAACCGCGCGCUCGUGCAGGUGUUCCCAGCAGCAGCGCUGGGCAGCUUCCGGUGGCCGCCGUACCUGCUGUGCGUGUGGGUGCUGGUGCUGGUGCUCACGCAUGUGCUGCACUGCCUCGUCAGCGUGCUGGAGCGCGCGUUGCCAGCCCUCAAGAAGUGCAGCCAGUUCUUCCGCACGUGGACGGAGGAGUCGUGGCGCGGCGAGUGCGAGGCCAACCAGCGCGUGUGGCCGGCGGCGCUGGCGCUGGUGACGGGGCUGCUGUACGCGCUGUACUUCACGCUGUACGCGCUGUACGGCGUCGUGCUGUGGGCCAUCGAGCCGCUGGCCGCCGAGCUGGACGACAAGCGCAGCGCCGCCGACCUGCGCGCGCGCGACCACACUCGCGACCACACGCGCGACCACACGCCGCCACGAGUCACCAACUACGACGACGACGCCAAGAGCGCCGCGCACACGCCCACGCACACCGCCUAGUGCAGCCUAGCCCGCCUAGCCCGCCUAGCCGCUGGGUUACCAACUUAACGCGGAAUUUUAUAAAUAUACUCAAUGACAAAUAUAUAACUUUUACAACAAUUUAAUAAAAAAAUAACAUCAAAUACAA